AUGAUUGCCUGUAGUUUGAUAUGGCAUCUGUGCGAGCAACUCGCUCGGUGCAUCAGCACAGAUCACAUGACACAUACCUUAGUAGUAGGUCUGAUUGAACACUCCUACAAGAGCAAUCGAAAAUUUAAGAGAGCGGAAAAGCCCUCAGGCGUUAGUACACUGGAUAUCAUACAGAUGUCUGGACAGAUCGACACCGCCGAAUCAACUCAAGAAAACAAAGAAACGAACUCUAACCACCAAAGACCCGUCCGAUCACCCAAACGUGAGUGGGCCAAUAUCAAAGAAAUCCUCGGAUUUGUUCUGGUUGUUGAGAUCGACCCAUGCGGCGGUUGCCCCAGGGCUUACUGGUCUCUGGACAUUCACAUUCCCAUUUCCGUCACUGUGUGUGGUCAACGUCGCGCCUCCGCUGGUGCAGGGACCGCACUCCACAGCCUUCCCAUCUUUGAGCUGAAUCAAGCGAACGUUGAAGUUCGUGUUCGGGGUCCCUCCCUGGAGGACAACAUCGCAACAAGCUUGUCCGAUCCAGAUUUCACAAGGUUGACGAAGCCGAACGUCUGGGGUGUAACAUCACCGAUGAUUUUACCGUCGCAGUCGCGGCUGAUAUAUAUCCAAAGAGACGUGGAGCUUGUAACCACAACCGUUGUGGCUACAGACGCCUGGCACCUCUGGGAUUAA
Molecule: messenger RNA, 675 nt
Organism: Aspergillus uvarum CBS 121591
Lineage: Eukaryota; Fungi; Ascomycota; Eurotiomycetes; Eurotiales; Aspergillaceae
Exons: 4
Coding region: 1-675 (224 amino acids)
Source: RefSeq, a predicted model, not a curated record